ACCUAUCAGCUCGUAUAUAUAGUAUUCCAUAUAGGUCCGUAUCGUUGUUUUGGCUGGUUUUUCCAAGUGGAUAUCACGGUGCCAUUAUUUAAAUCCAUGUGAAGAAAUAAUUCAAUUUCCCCAGAUGCACCCUGAUGAGGGGAAAACUAAUACUUUUCGUAUACUUUAAUAUACUUUUCCCAAGCACUCGGAUAGUUUGGAAGAUUCAGAAAUUGUUUGAACUAACGACUACUCGUUCUAGUAUUUUUGGACAUUGAUUAACCAUGUCGAGUACAAAGCCAAAGUUGAGGGUUAUGGCGAUACAUGGCUAUCGUCAAACUGACAGCGUUUUCUCAGCAAAACUUGGAUCGUUGAGGAAAAGUUUUAAACAAAAAAUCGACUUUCAUUUUGUGCGAGCGCCACAUUUAGUACCACCGUUAGAUUCGAAUAACGAACCGAAAGAAUCUGGCACUGAAGAUGCCGGAUGGUGGUUUAAUACAGAAGACCACGUUUUCAAAGCUAUUGAGCCUAGUAAUAUCUGCGUCGGAUUUGAAGACAGCUUGGCUGAAAUUGAAAAAGCUUUCCAAGAAUCUGGUCCGUUUGAUGGAAUCAUUGGUUUUUCUCAAGGAGGAGCUUUUGCAGCAAUUUUGUGCGCUAUGCAACAAAAAAAGUUGCUGUCCAUAAAGUUUAAUUUUGCAAUCCUGAUAUCUGGCUUUAAAUCCCUUUGCAAGCCUCACGAGAUUUACUACGAUGAAAAAUUGCAUUUACGAACUCUUCACGUUUAUGGCGAAACAGACAAAGUAAUACCAACAGUCAUGGCAAAGGAGUUGGCUGAUUUGUUUGACAACAAGACUGUUGUCACUCAUGAAGGUGGUCAUUAUAUACCUGGGAAGAAACAAAUUUACAACGAAUUUAUUGAUGAAAUGUUGACACUUAAAGAAAAUGUACAGCAACAGAAAAUAGAUGAAUUCAAAUAAAUCCAAUGUGACCCAAUUAA
Venturia canescens is the source of this 976-nucleotide messenger RNA. RefSeq names its product esterase OVCA2. Gene Ontology annotation, cellular component: cytoplasm; nucleus. The transcript has 5 exons. Gene Ontology annotation, molecular function: hydrolase activity. Bases 264 to 956 code for a protein of 230 amino acids. Gene Ontology annotation, biological process: response to retinoic acid. NCBI's taxonomy places the organism in Eukaryota, Metazoa, Arthropoda, Insecta, Hymenoptera, Ichneumonidae. The record is from RefSeq and is a predicted model, not a curated record.